Molecule: messenger RNA, 3185 nt
Organism: Selaginella moellendorffii
Lineage: Eukaryota; Viridiplantae; Streptophyta; Lycopodiopsida; Selaginellales; Selaginellaceae
Product: conserved oligomeric Golgi complex subunit 7
Exons: 9
Biological process (GO): Golgi organization; retrograde vesicle-mediated transport, Golgi to endoplasmic reticulum; intracellular protein transport
Cellular component (GO): COG complex
Source: RefSeq, a predicted model, not a curated record
UGUCCCGCUUCCGAGUCGCGCGGACUUGUUUUUUCUUUGUUUCUUAGAAUUCCUGAGGAAUCGUGAGUGAGUGACACUUACGGAGUGCCAAACUUUUGGAACAAUUCGCACUAAAGAAUCGAUCAAUCGGAUCGGCCGCGCGAGCGAGCACUACGAUGGCGUAAGCGUGAAAUGUUUACGCGUUCUCGCCUUUGAAUCUUUCAAGCCGGCGCUGUUUCAUGUCGCUUUCGUGCUUGGCUUUGCAGGCACGAAGCACGGAUGCAUAAAGCCCGGUAAUCGCCCCUCAAUUGCCCAUCAAUCGCUCCCAAUCGCUCUUACCUGGGUCUUCUUCUCUUCGCUUCGAAUUUGCCCCUUUUGCUUUGAGCUGGGAUUCUGCUAGAGAUCAUCAGGAAAUUGUCAUGGCUUUUCGCUCGUCCUUGAUCGUCGUUCCAGCCCUUCUGGUCGUGCAGGCGAUUGGAAUGGCGAUGGCGCAAUCCGCCGAUGCUCCAGCACCGCCCCCAGAUUCCGGUGCCAUGGCUUUCGCCCCAAGUCUAAUUUGGAUCGCAGCGUCUGGCCUCGCGUCGAUGUUCAUCGCCAGAACGCUCCAUCUGUGAAGAAAUUUGUACGAUUCUAUGAUUCUUUUUCGCCGUUCUUGAAAUAAAUUGCCACUAUAGGGCAAAACAUUUUUACCCUUUGAUGCGAAUUUGCCCGAAUCUGCGAAUAUUUGUUUAGGGUUCUUGGCGGAGAUGGUGGACAUGGCGGCCUUCGGCGAGGAAGGCUUCGAUCCCAAGGCGUGGGUGAACGCUGCUUGCAGGGCGCGGCACCCCGACGAGGACGCGGAGCGGCAGCUGAGCGAUCUCGAGAUGAAGCUGCAGCUGGCGUCGGAGGAUAUUGCGGCCGCAUUGGAGGAUCAGAGCACGGCAGCGCUGCUGCGCAUACCUAGGGCUCUCAGGGACGUGUCGCGGCUCCACGAUGACGCUCUCUCGCUCAGAUCCACCGUGUCGGGAAUGCUCCUCAAGCUCCGAACGGCAGAGAGCCUAUCGGCUGGAUCCGUGGCUGCGCUCUCUCGAGUGGAUCUUGUCAAGCAGAGAAUGGAGGCUGCUCACAAAACUUUGAAGGAUGCCGCAGGCCUGGCUCAACUCUGUGCGAGUGUAGAGACUGUCUUUGCCAGUGGGAAUUUGGAUGAGGCAGCAGGAACACUCGCAAACAUGCGUCGAUGCUUGGCUGUUGUUGGCGAGGUUCCGGAAUUCGCAAGUGUAAAGCGUGAGCUUGAAGCGCUGGAAAAUCGGCUGGAUGGAAUGGUUCAAACGCGUCUUACUGAUGCUCUUACUCAACGCAAGGUGGAAUCGGUUCAAGCUUUCCGAGCUAUACUGCUAACUAUCGGGCGCUACAAUUCGCUAGAACAGCAGUACAGUAAGGUUCGAUUGAAGCCAUUACGUCGACUCUGGGACGAAUACGAGAGUUCAACUGACGGUGUCGGAAGUGGCAAGCCUUUUAUAGAGUGGCUUCCUACUUUUUACGAUCAAGUUUUGCUUACGUUAGAGCAGGAAUUGAAAUGGUGUAUGACUUGCUUUUCGGAGGACUACAGCCGUUUAAUCUCGAAAUUGUUGAUAGAUACUAUGUCCUCUAUACAGACCAGCUUUACUGCUCGUAUCGAGGCCAGCAUCACACCAGGUUUACAUUGCUGUAUUUUUUGUACUUUUAUCUUAGAGAGCUGAAAGCCGGUCUUCGUUGCAGCGCAAACAUUACAAAGGCCGCCUUUAAACAUCAUUUUGAUGCUUCAUAAUAUCACAUCUUCAUUUGCAAAGAAUGUAGAGCGCCUGUUCUCAGCUGCCGACCAUCAAGAGAUGAUGCGAGUCUUGAAAGCUGUAUAUUCUCCUUAUGAAGGUUACAAGCAAAGGUAUGGAGAGUUGGAACGGGUGCAGCUAUCCUCAAAUCUUAGUUCUCUGGACUUGAAAGGUGCUGUUCAGCGAUCUGUUGGCUCUCGUGGAGUGGAACUUAGCGAGACAGUGCAACGAAUGGAAUCUUCAGUUCCAGAGCUCAUCACCUUUUUCGAGAGUGCGGUUGAGCGAUGUUUCAACUUUACUGGGGGUUCUGAGGUUGAGGCGCUCCUUCGCGCGUUAGAUGAAACUAUGAUCCAGUACACUUCCAGCUUGCAUGAAGUUCUCAAGUCGUUGCGACCGGUCUGUGGGGUUUCACAGGUUUUCGACUCUACAAAAAAGGAUUCUCUUGACGGAAGCAGUAACAAGGGCAAAGGAAAUCAGGACAUGAUUCCCGAAGAAGAAGAAUGGGUGAUAGUUCAAGGAGUGCUGCAGCUAUUGACCGUUGCGGAAAGUCUCAGUGGUCGACUAUCUGUCUUCGAGGCAAGCUUACGUGGAACACUUUCAAGGCUUAAGAAUCAGUUGCCUGGAAGCAGAGAAGACGGUGCCAAUGCGUUGCUGGAUAUAGCCGGCCUGAGAGUAUUGGAUGCGCCAGAUAAAGCACGAAAGCUUGCAUCACUCGUGGAACAGGCGACCGACCCUCGUUUCCAUGCUCUUGCUCAUGCAUCCCAGAGAGUUGGAGCUUUUGUAGACGCGGCGAAUGAGCUCGUCUACGAAGUUCUCAUUUCUAAGGUGCGAGUAAGGCUGGCCGACGUGGCCAGUAUGCCUGUGUGGAGUGCUCCGCAGGAAGACAACCCGUACGCCUUGCCAUCUUUCAGCGCGUAUCCACUGCCUUACGUGACUAGCAUCGGAGAGUACCUUCUCACGCUCCCGCAGCAGCUAGAACCAUUAACUUCAUCGAUGACAACCUCUGAUACAUCGGACGAUAUCGAUGAAGAAGGCCAAUACUUUGCGACAGAGUGGAUGUUCAAGGUGGCUGAGGGAGCGACUGCUCUGUACGUGGACCAGAUCCGUGGUAUUCGCAAUCUGAACGAGCGAGGAGCUCAACAGUUAUCUGCGGACAUCGACUAUCUCUGCAAUGUCCUGACAGCUCUGUCUAUGAACGUUCCUGCUGUGUUGUCCACAUUCCAGCAAUGUGUAGGUGCAACCCGCGAUCAGCUCGCAGAAUUUGCUAAAGGCGUUGGCCCAGACUUGGAUGGUCCAACUGUUCGUCUGGUGUGUAAGAUGCGCCAAGUUCCGGUAGAGUAAGCCUUUCAUGCUAAAAAAACUAUAUUUUUUCUUUAUGAAGUUGAGCUUUACUCACCUUCUACUUUGGUGAGACUGCGA